Messenger RNA from Dipodomys ordii (Ord's kangaroo rat), 1420 nucleotides. It is a transcript of the gene Dph1, whose product is annotated as diphthamide biosynthesis 1. Gene Ontology annotation, molecular function: 2-(3-amino-3-carboxypropyl)histidine synthase activity. Bases 13 to 1320 code for a protein of 435 amino acids. Gene Ontology annotation, biological process: protein histidyl modification to diphthamide. The transcript is spliced from 13 exons. Lineage: Eukaryota; Metazoa; Chordata; Mammalia; Rodentia; Heteromyidae. The record is from RefSeq and is a predicted model, not a curated record.
GGCUGGCGGGCCAUGGCGGCGCCGGUGGUGUCCCCGGCAGCGGAGCCAGGCAGCCGAAACGGCCCUGGCAGAGGUCGGGCCCCUCGGGGCCGAUUGGCCAAUCAGAUCCCCCCUGAGAUCCUGAAUAACUCUCAGCUGCAGGCAGCCAUCCAAGCCCUACCUUCUAACUACAACUUUGAGAUUCCCAAGACCAUCUGGAGGAUCCAGCAAGCCCAGGCCAAGAAGGUGGCCUUGCAAAUGCCUGAAGGGCUUCUCCUGUUUGCCUGCACCAUUGUGGAUAUUUUGGAGAGGUUCACAGAGGCUGAAGUGAUGGUGAUGGGCGAUGUGACCUAUGGGGCUUGCUGUGUAGAUGACUUCACUGCAAGGGCCUUGGGGGCUGACUUCUUGGUGCACUACGGGCACAGCUGUCUGGUUCCUAUGGAUACCUCAGUCCAAGACUUUCGGGUGCUGUAUGUUUUUGUUGAUAUCCGGAUAGACACAGCCCACCUCUUGGACUCCAUCCGCCUUAACUUUCCUGCAGCUAGUGCCCUUGCUCUGGUCAGCACCAUUCAGUUUGUGUCAACCUUGCAGGCAGCUGCCCAGGAGCUGAAAGCUGAGUAUCGUGUGAGUGUCCCACAAUGUAAGCCCCUGUCUCCUGGAGAGAUCCUAGGCUGCACAUCCCCCCGACUCCCCAAGGAGGUGGAGGCCAUUGUGUAUCUUGGAGAUGGUCGUUUCCAUCUGGAGUCUGUCAUGAUUGCCAACCCUAGUAUUCCUGCUUACCGGUAUGACCCAUACAGCAAAGUCCUGUCCAGGGAGCAUUAUGACCACCAGCGCAUGCAGGCCACUCGCCAGGAAGCCAUAGCCACUGCUCGCUCUGCUAAAUCCUGGGGCCUUAUUCUGAGUACUUUGGGCCGCCAGGGCAGUCCCAAGAUCCUGGAGCACCUAGAAUCUCGGCUCCAAGCUUUAGGACUUCCCUUUGUGAGACUGCUGCUGUCCGAGAUCUUCCCCAGCAAGCUCAGCCUACUUCCUGAGGUGGAUGUGUGGGUGCAGGUAGCAUGCCCACGACUCUCCAUUGACUGGGGCACAGCCUUCCCCAAGCCACUGCUGACCCCCUAUGAGGCGGCUGUGGUUCUGAGGGACAUCACCUGGCAGCAACCUUAUCCCAUGGACUUCUACGCCGGCAGCUCCUUGGGGCCGUGGACAGUGAACCACGGGCGAGAUCGAACUCCCCAGGGCCCCCGCCAAACUGCUUUGGGGAAGGAGGGGACUACACGCCCGUCUCCAGUUCCGACUUGCACGGAUUGCAGCUGCGGAGAGAAGGUAGCGCCCCUGGAGACCUGACACCUCUGAGCCCAGGGCCCUGCAUUCCGGAGGAGCAGCCUCGGGGCUGGUGGUUUUCCGAGCCGGAGGCGGACGUGUUCUUGGCCCUGGACGAGCCCAC